ACCACUUACACUGAACUUACCCGCCCACCGCUUCCCAUCACGCGCACACACACUCUCUCUGUCUUUCUCCAUUCCCACCACCUUCACUUUCCCCCACUUUCCAAGCAACCUCCCCCACCAUAUAAAACUUCUUCCCUUCAUGAUUUCACCGCAAACUGAACAAUCCCUCGCUUCGAUCCUCCUUCUCCUCUUCCUCGCGCUGUUGCACAACCCAUUCCAAAUCAUGGCCCUCGCUCAUCAGAAUCAAAACCCUAAUUCAACCCCAAUCCUCGUCCGCCAGGUUUGGGCCUCCAACCUCGAAUCCGAAUUUGACCUAAUUCGUCAAGUCAUUGAUGAUUACAAUUUCAUUUCCAUGGAUACGGAAUUUCCCGGCGUCAUUUUCCGCCCUCAGCUGCUCGACCCCGCAAAACCCUACCUCAGCCGCCGCCUCCAGCCUUCUGACCACUACCGCCUCCUCAAAUCCAACGUCGACGCGUUAAACCUAAUCCAGGUCGGGCUCACGCUCUCCGACGCUCGCGGCAACCUCCCCCGCCUCGGCGCCGCCGGGAACCGCUUCAUUUGGGAGUUCAACUUCCGCGAUUUCGACGCAGAGCGCGACGCCCACGCGCCGGACUCCGUGGACCUCCUCCGCCGGCAGGGGAUCGACUUCCGGCGCAACGCGGCGGAAGGCGUGGAGUCACAGCGGUUCGCGGAGCUGAUGAUGUCGUCGGGGCUUGUGUGCAACGAGGCGGUGAGCUGGGUGACGUUUCACAGCGCGUAUGAUUUCGGGUACUUGGUUAAGAUCCUGACCCGACGGAGUCUGCCCCAUGGGCUUGAGGAAUUUCUGAAGAUUUUGAGAGCGUUUUUCGGGAAUAACGUUUAUGACAUUAAGCACAUGAUGCGCUUCUGCGACACGCUCUAUGGUGGUUUGGACCGGCUCGCCCGAACCCUCAAUGUGGACCGGGCCGUCGGAAAGUGCCAUCAGGCCGGGUCGGAUAGUCUGCUGACGUGGCAUGCGUUUCAGAAGAUGAGGGAUGUUUAUUUCGUGAAGGAUGGGCCCCACAAACAUGCCGGGGUUUUGUUUGGCUUGGAACUCGUCAGCUGAGUUUAGUUAACCAAUAGCUCUGAAUGCAAAUGGCAAAAAUGAAAAUAAUAUAUACAUAAAUAAAUAUUUGAUUUAUUAUUUUAUAUCUUUUCCGUAAACUGCUAAUUUCCACUGAAUUUAGGAAACUUCCCAACUCAACAUGCCAACUUAGCGUAGCCCUUCACACUCGAAUUGGUUCAAAUUUUAAUACAAUUAGUUUUUUUUUUAAUCUU
This is a messenger RNA of Cajanus cajan (pigeon pea), 1296 nucleotides long. RefSeq names its product Polynucleotidyl transferase, ribonuclease H-like superfamily protein (gene CAF1B). Gene Ontology annotation, cellular component: CCR4-NOT complex. NCBI's taxonomy places the organism in Eukaryota, Viridiplantae, Streptophyta, Magnoliopsida, Fabales, Fabaceae. Gene Ontology annotation, molecular function: poly(A)-specific ribonuclease activity; nucleic acid binding. The record is from RefSeq and is a predicted model, not a curated record.